Molecule: messenger RNA, 1648 nt
Organism: Rhinolophus ferrumequinum (greater horseshoe bat)
Lineage: Eukaryota; Metazoa; Chordata; Mammalia; Chiroptera; Rhinolophidae
Gene: MTERF3
Product: mitochondrial transcription termination factor 3
Exons: 8
Coding region: 292-1548 (418 amino acids)
Biological process (GO): mitochondrial ribosome assembly; regulation of DNA-templated transcription
Cellular component (GO): mitochondrion
Molecular function (GO): double-stranded DNA binding
Source: RefSeq, a predicted model, not a curated record
AUUCCCAGCGGACAAGCACUAAAAGAAGUGGCGAGCGGGAGAAGGGAAGCUGUGGCCGCUAGCUCGCGUUUUCCCCCGCGUGCCGACCGCUCUCCCCCCGCCUAGUCUCUCAGAUGGUCUCGCCCACUCCGGCCGCAGCCCACGAGGGCGAGGCAGCGCCGGCGCGCGGACUUGGCAGUCGGAUGAGCGGAGGUGCAGCUUCGCGGGCCAGUUAUCGCGGCCUGGCAGCCUGGCGGCCAUCGCAAAAGAAGCCGCGAAACCUAUGCCUCACCACAGGCUACUUUAAGAAAAAUGGCCCUAUUGACCCAGUGGAUACCCAGGUGGUUCAAUUCAAUUAAAUUGAAUAGUUUCAUUACUUCUACACAACUCAGAAAUUGUUUUCCGAGACCUGGAAAAACAUUAUUGCAUGAAUUUUCUGCUCAGCCUCGGAUGUCCUCUGAUAAUUUCUUUCUCCAGUGGGGAUUUAAGACUUACAGGACCUCCUCCAUUUGGAAUAAUAGUUCCCAGUCUACCAUCUCAAUUAGGCAAGAGAUUAAUUCUGCCCAAAACACUAUGCUUCCUUCCGUAAAUGAACAGUCACUGAAGACACAAAAGAUACCCAACUUUGAUUCUGAGCUGUCUCUAGAAGGACUGGACAAUGUGCCUCCACUGUCUCCAUUGCAGCCAAUUUCCGAGGAGGAGGCUGUUCAGAUUAUUGCAGAUCCCCCAUUGCCCCCCGUUUCAUUCACACUUCGAGACUAUGUGGAUCAUUCUGAGACUCUGCAGAAGUUAGUGCUUCUAGGAGUGGACUUGUCCAAGAUAGAAAAACAUCCAGAUGCAGCCAACUGCCUUCUGAGAAUGGAUUUUGAAAAAGACAUUAAGCAAAUACUCCUAUUUCUUAAAGAUCUGGGUAUAGAAGAUAACCAACUGGGACCAUUCCUUACUAAAAAUUAUGCUAUUUUCUCUGAAGACCUUGAAAACCUUAAGACCAGAGUGGCUUAUCUACAGUCAAAAAAUUUCAAUAAGGCAGAUAUUACACAGAUGGUCAGAAAUGCACCGUUUUUGCUGAAUUUUUCAGUGGAAAGACUGGAUAACAGAUUGGGAUUUUUUCAGAAAGAACUUGAACUUAGUGUGAAGAAGAUUAGGGAUCUGGUAGUUCGUCUCCCAAGGCUACUAACGGGAAGUCUGGAGCCUGUGAAGGAAAAUAUGAAGGUGUAUCGUCUUGAACUAGGUUUUAAACGUAAUGAAAUUCAACAUAUGAUUACCAAAAUCCCAAAGAUGUUAACUAUAAAUAAAAGAAAACUUACGGAGACUUUCGAUUAUGUGCACAAUGUGAUGAGCAUUCCCCACCACAUCAUUGUCAGGUUCCCACAGGUAUUUAAUACACGGUUGUUUAAAGUCAAAGAAAGACACAUGUUUCUGGCUUAUUUAGGAAGAGCACAGUAUGAUCCAGCAAAACCUAACUACAUUUCUUUGGACAAACUGGUAUCAAUGCCUGAUGAAGUAUUUUGUGAAGAGAUUGCCAAAGCCUCGGUACAGGACUUUGAAAAAUUCUUAAAAACUCUUUAGUUUUUAAUGAAUGUUAAAAUGUAAUAAUGUGAAAUAUAUAGAUAUAUAUAUAUAGAGAGAGAGAUAUAUGAAUAAAUUAAUAUACUUUAAAAUAAAUGCC